GUAUCUAAAUUAGAAUGUGAAUACAAAACAAUAAAUCCUGACAAGUACCAUGAGGCUUGGAAUGUAUUGUUUUCUGCUAAUAGUAUUUUAGUUCUCGAAAAACUUGGAAUUAGAGGAACGGAGAGUGAAGUAAAAAAAUGGGCAUGA
Molecule: messenger RNA, 147 nt
Organism: Racocetra persica
Lineage: Eukaryota; Fungi; Glomeromycota; Glomeromycetes; Diversisporales; Gigasporaceae
Source: the annotation of a GenBank genome assembly